CCUGUUAAAACAUGGUACAAAAUCUUCACAUUUAACAGAUUCCUUACCACAAGUUACAUCACUGGCACUGGGAACUUCAAAUUUAUUACAAAAUGCAGUUUUUUUGGCUAACUUGUGGCUGCCAAAGAGAAACUGGUCUCUUUUUAGCUCUCUUUCUGAUAUGCCUUCAUCCAGCAACUUUUGAGGAGGUGGACAUUGAGUUGAUUGGAUCAGGGUAUGAUGAAUCAGAUUAUGAUGACCUUAACAACAACUUUUUAUAUGGAAAUGAAGAUGGAUUGAACUUGGAUCCCAGCAAAAGUUAUCCAGUGAUUCAAAAUUUAAAAAGUUUGCCUAAGGCCAAAGUGGAAGAGGCAAAAAACAAGGCUAAGAAUGGUCCCCGAAGAAAAGACAAUACAGGCAGCGAAAGUUUUAAAAACUCUGGUGAAAUUUCUUCAGACAAUCUCGGUAAAGACUGGCUUGGACAAGGAGUUGCUGAGGAUCCUUUCCACUUAACAGACAGAACACAACAGCAUGACAGCAAGAAGGGUAAAAAGAAGGACAAUGAAAAACAGUCAAAAGACAAGGCCAAGAAGGCCAUCCAGAAUGAUGGUGUCACUGACAAAAACAAUCUACGCCACUAUGUUACUGUUGAUAUGCGGGGAGCAGCAUGUUGUCCAACUCAAAGUUGUCAGAGCACUUGUUCAACUACCAGCUCUUCUAAGGCCAUCUCUGACCAGUUACGCCAGCUGCGCAGCGAUGUUCAGUUUUCUGUGAACUCUCUGUCAAUGGACCUGAGGAAACAACUAGGGCAGAUGCAGAAGCAAUUGCUGGCAGGAAUAGCUCAUAAUAACUACAGGCCAGAUCUGAACACAGCAGCCCAGAGUGGCAGUCAACCACAGGUGGUGUUUUCGCCCUGCCCCCCAGGGUUCACGCCAUUCCAGACUUCUUGUUACGUGUUUGAGUUGCAUCAGACAGACUGGGUGUCAGCUAAUAAGAUGUGCAGAGACCUUCAUGCUGCGAACCUCGUCAGUAUUGAGUCCCAGGCAGAGCAGAAUUUUCUCAAGAAUCACAUCAAGCGGAAUAAAUUGAAACCAGAAAUCCCAUACAAACACUGGGGUUUCUGGACCAGUGGUACCGACCUGGACAAAGAGGGUGUGUGGAUAUGGCAUGGCACAAAGAGACCUGUCACAUUCUCAGCAUGGGGCGGCAAUCAGCCAGAUAAUAACUACUGUCGCCUACCAGAAGGGUGUAUGCACAUGGUAGGCUCAUAUGAUUUCAAGUGGAACGAUCUGCCUUGCUUUAUCAACCUGAACAGUUUCAUCUGUGAGCGGCCACAGAGAGGGGUGAUUAACCUGAUGGAGGAGACUUUGACUAAAUAUCGCAAGUGACCAGGUGUUCACAGUACUACACAUUCGUGGUGAUGCAACUGUUCUACAUGACACCAUUUUAUGGUUUAAUCAAGAAUGUUUUUAACAAUGUCAAGAACAUUUUCA
This is a messenger RNA of Lingula anatina, 1472 nucleotides long. RefSeq lists its product as uncharacterized. NCBI's taxonomy places the organism in Eukaryota, Metazoa, Brachiopoda, Lingulata, Lingulida, Lingulidae. The record is from RefSeq and is a predicted model, not a curated record.